This is a messenger RNA of Numida meleagris (helmeted guineafowl), 3425 nucleotides long. It is a transcript of the gene SLC16A6, whose product is annotated as solute carrier family 16 member 6. The record is from RefSeq and is a predicted model, not a curated record. Bases 456 to 2033 code for a protein of 525 amino acids. NCBI's taxonomy places the organism in Eukaryota, Metazoa, Chordata, Aves, Galliformes, Numididae. Gene Ontology annotation, biological process: transmembrane transport; monocarboxylic acid transport. Gene Ontology annotation, molecular function: monocarboxylic acid transmembrane transporter activity. The transcript is spliced from 6 exons.
CUAAAGCACUGGGGCUUACAGACAGGUUGGGAACCGAAGGAGCGCUUUCACUCGGGUUAUUUUUCCAGCGGUAUAAGCUAGAAUCCGCAGGUUCCACAUUGCCCCAGCAAACUGCACCCAGCACAGUGCAGAAGGGUACACAGGGCAGGAGCAUGGUGUGCUCCACUGUUAUCUGUGGGCAAAAGUCCCUCGUCCAUGAGCCCUAAGGGUGCGAGGGCCUGAAACCACCCCAGCAUCGCGGGCAGAGUCCAUCCGUGCUUGGCACAUCUGGCACAGCGAGCCGGGCACCGCAGCGCUACUGCCUGAAGGACCCUUCCAGCCCCAGCCAUUCUAGAACCCUGCGAUCCCACAAAUCUGCAAACAAAGGGAUGCAUAACUUCGGUGCAAACCUAGCGCCAGGAUCUGCAAGUCCCCGCUGGGCAGAAGCCACGGAACAAACGCAGACGUGAUCAAAAAUGACUGUCAAAGCUGUAAAAAUGCCGUGCACCACUCCAAAUGUUUAUACUAAAGUGCCUGAUGGAGGAUGGGGCUGGGCAAUCGCUGUGGCUUUCUUCUUUGUGGAAGCUCUUACAUAUGGCGUUAUAAAAUCAUUUGGAGUCUUCUUCAAUGACCUGAUGGAAAGCUUUGACGAAACCAACAGCAGGAUAUCGUGGAUAAUAUCCAUCUGUGUGUUCGUGCAGACCUUCACAGCUCCUCUGUCGACGGUGCUCAGCAACUGCUUCGGUCACCGCUUCGUCGUGAUGGCCGGAGGGGUGCUGGUCAGCACCGGCAUGAUCACCGCCUCCUUUGCCCACAGUGUCGUUCACAUGUACAUCACCAUCGGCAUCGUUUCUGGCCUCGGAUACUGCCUCUCUUUCCUCCCGACUGUCACCAUUUUAUCACAGUAUUUUGACAAAAGACGUUCGCUGGUCACAGCAGUGGCAUCCACAGGGGAAUGUUUUGCUGUCUUCCUCUUUGCACCAGUAAACACUCAUUUGAAGGAGCAGAUUGGCUGGAGAUACAGCCUCCUUUUUGUUGGGGCACUGCAGCUGAGCAUUGUCAUCUGUGGAUCACUGCUGCGACCCAUUAUAAUCAAAGAGCAUGAAGAAGAAGAAGUGAAGGUGCAGCCUCCAGAAGAGCCUGCAGAGACAAAGUACAUGCUUGAAAACGAGCAAACACGCACCUCAAUAGAGUCCAUCGACUCAGGAGUAGAAAUAACUACCUCACCCAAAAAUGUGCCUGGAAACACCAAAGCAGAGCCGAAAAGCGAAGAACCAAAGGACCAUGUACAGAUAAUUGUUGAAAAUAACAGCACCCCUCCAGAACCAAAAACCAAACUACUGGACUUCUCUGUGAUGAGAGAUUAUAGCUUUAUCUGUUAUGCAUUCUUUGGCCUAUUUGCUACCCUGGGAUUCUUCGCUCCCUCCCUGUACGUCAUUCCCCUGAGCCGCAGCCUUGGCAUCAGCAAAGACCAUUCUGCAUACAUACUGUCUGCAAUGGCGAUUGCAGAGGUCUUGGGAAGGAUUUCAGCUGGCUGGGUGCUCAACAAAGAGCCUAUCCGCAAGAUCCACAUCGAACUCGUCUGUGUCAUUCUGCUGUCUGUAGCACUGUUUGCCUUCCCUUUCGCCUCUGAAUUCUGGGGGUUGAUGACAUGUAGCAUAUUUUUCGGGUUCAUGCUUGGAACAGUAGCGGGCACACACAUCCCGCUGCUGGCAGAAGACGACGUGGUUGGCAUUGCAAAAAUGUCUUCUGCAGCUGGAGUCUAUGUCUUCAUUCAGAGCUUCUCUGGGUUGGCUGGCCCACCCCUCGCAGGUGUCAUAGUGGAUAGAACACAAAACUACAGCUCAGCCUUCUACUCCUGUGCUGCUGGCACGGUCAUGGGUGCUGUGUUUUUGUCCUUGGUGAGACCGUGCAAGGUUGGGAUGUGCCACCAGCAGCAGCCGGGCACGGAGGGAAGCGUGGUGGAAGGCACACAAGAUUCACCAGAGGACUUCAUAGACAUGGACAUUGGAAAGGCAGAUCAUUCAGGAAAAGGCUCUGACAGCGUGGCUUAAACAACUCCUUCUCUGUCUAGCGUACUUGGUGUAAGACUAUGGAAAACAUCAGCUCUGCUCCACAUUUUAAAACUACAUUCUGAAGGGAAUGUGAAAUUUUAAAUGUGAACAGAACAGUUGCUACCAACAACUUUUUUUUUAUUCUUAGAAAAAAAAAACUUUUUUAAAACCAAUCGAAAGCUCCACAGAAAGCCACAACAGAGCAACUCCUGCCUAGCAUGAAGAUGUGAUGCACACUCCUGCUUUCCAAUAACACGCGUAGGUAAAGUCUCAACCGAUCCCAUGUGAAAAACUGAGAAGAGCAGAAUCAGCCCAUGCAGCUCAAGCCAGCGGAGCCGUCUGUCUCCAUCCCAUGCUGCGAGUCCUGUGCAGUCCAGAAACCAAUUACACUAACGAGAGAAGAGUAUUUCACGCAAUACCAGUAGCCAACUGCAUUUUCUUGCAGAAGAAUAUGGACUGAUGUUUCAGAUGGGAGGAGGAGGCCAGGCUAGACAGCGGCUUAAAACAUGGCGAUUAUUCUUCUAAUUAACUUGAAUGUCACAAAUGCUGGGAAAUUGGAGGUUCCAUAUGUCUUUAUGGCCAGUUAUUACUGCACAUCUGUCACGAUAAGGUCAUUUUUCUUCUCUCCCGAUUGAUUUUUCUUAACUAUUUUCUAUUCAUUUUCUGUUUAUAAUUUAACUAUUUAUUAAUUUAUUCUGAUAGUUAAAGGACAUUAUUUUAAAUAACUGGAGAGGAAAAAUUAUCUUCUGCAUAGUGGAAAGCUGUCUUUACGUUAGUCUUUUCAAUACCUAUAUUGUAUUGCUAGCUUGUGAAAUCAUUAGGAAACUUUAAUUUUACAGCAUAGUUGUUUUUAAUAGGUAGGUCUUAGGUAGCCCAAUUAUUAUUUAAAAGACGACGAUGAUAAUAAUAAACUACAGAUUCAGCAUCUCUUUCUGCAAGGCCUCAGCUGCUGGCAGCGGACCUGGCUCUACUGCCACGACCAGAUCACCACGCAGGGAAGAUCUGGCCCAGCACGUCUUUAACAAUGUCUGAAUGUACCCCAAAGUUUCCCCUCCAGGUGCACAAAGGUCUGCGCCCCAUCACUGAACCAAGGAGGGUUGGUGCUAGCAGUGCCCCCUCCUCCCACGCUCGGUGAGAGGCUCUUUGCUGCUGCCUUUAGGGAGAAAUGAACUGGAGCCCGCGUGCAUUUAAUCUGUAAAAGGAAUUGUAAGACAACGUAGGGGCUGUUCACGUAGUCUUAGUGGGAGAGAUUCCCUCACGGUGACACACGCUUGCUUAUCCCACCUAUAUGCAUCUUAAUGCCUCUAGGCAACUCAGGGGGAUCAAUAAAACAAGUCUGCUUCGGUUCGAUGCUUUGGAAAAAAAAAAGCAUUUCUGUGCGUUUAAGUGGAA